AUGUGGGUGUAGUAAGAGAGAGAAAAAGAUGAUAGAACAAGAUAGAUUACUACAUAUUUUUAAUAGAGCAUUUCCUGUAAUGUGAGAAGCCAUUAAAACACACACUCAAUCAUUGGCAGAGGACAUGGAGUGUCAAAAGUGUAAUGUAACUGAUUGGAUAAACGCUGGAGAGGGCAUAUCUUUGGAACUUACUCAAACUCCUUGGCACACUACUUGUUGGCCUUUGAUGAAGAGAGUUUUUGUAUAACAUGCAGCAUCAGGGUCGUCUGAGACUGAGAGCGUGGCUGGAGGAGCAGAUACAUUCAGGGAAGUAUCCAGGGGUCAGAUGGCUUGACCGGUCGGCACAGAUUUUUCAGAUUCCUUGGAAGCACGCAGCUCGUCAUGGCUGGAGUAUUGACAGGGAUGCCACUCUCUUCAGGAGCUGGGCGAUGCACACUGGACGAUAUGAACCAGGAAAGGACAAACCAGACCCAAAAACAUGGAAAGCAAAUUUUCGAUGUGCGCUGAAUUCCUUAUCUGAUAUCUGUGAGCUGAGGGAGCACAGCAAGAAAAAAGGAACGAAUGCAUACAGGGUGUAUCGGAUGAUGCCAAACAAACAAACCCUUAGGCGCAAGAGAGGGCAAAGAUCAAACAGGUCAGCAACAAACAAAGACAAUGAAAAAUGUGCAACACAGCCCUGGCAACCUGCUAUAAUCAAAUCUACCCCAGACCCAGUGCAAAAAGACAUUUUCAGCAGCACUUCAUCACAUGCCAUGUCAACAGAGGCUGAUGAGCAGGAGCAGAAAGAAGCUGUUUAUAAGUUAAUGGACCAUCUAAAUAACGCCGACAGUUUGAGUUACAUGUGUGAACCCAGAACAUGGAGAACACAUUCACUUGAGAACCACUGGCACUGGCCUACAGAGGAUUUUGGCCCACAAACAGAAAACUACAAUGAACUUUUCCCAAACUAUAUCAGAGAACUCAAUGACUGGUCUUCCUAUCACCAAACAGUGAUGCAGUAAUGUUUUAACUAUAUUCCCCUGGACUACUGUGAUAUGCCUCAGCUGUUUUACCUGCUGAGCUGAGCACUGAAGGAGGGAAACCAGAGAGGGGCACCUGAGAGGUAAAAGUGCUCCGUCAGUCAUCUGCUUGUCAGUCCUGUUUGUGCUGAGUGUAUAAGAAAUGAUCCUCUUCCAAACCAAGCCUCUGUCAUUCAAAUCUUUGGUUCACUGAAGUCACAUCAGGGGUAAAAUUAUGGAUCUGUCAGUACAUGAUUUACAGUUGUCUAAAGUUUAAUAUGUGAGACUAACUUGUCUGUGAUACACAAAUUUGGAUUUUUUAAAUAUUUUAGUUGGUAGCAAGGGUUUUUAUAUUAGUGUGACUACCUCUUGAAAAAGCUGUGGCUUCAUGUUGCCCAUUACCUAUGAAUAGCAACUAUUUAAUGGUCACUGUUCCUACCACAGAAUUUGUAAGAAUAAAAUACAAAUUGAUAGAAAAUUGUGAUUUUUGCUAACACAUAGUAUUUCACAUUCUUGCUUUAAAAUCUAGUUUAAGUGUGCAAAUAUCAUUAAAAUGUCUUGUAUAAUACAAAUAUAUAAACAAAAAAGCUCAGAUCUUUUUGUUUUAUUUUGAAAAUUGCAA
Molecule: messenger RNA, 1620 nt
Organism: Periophthalmus magnuspinnatus
Lineage: Eukaryota; Metazoa; Chordata; Actinopteri; Gobiiformes; Gobiidae
Product: interferon regulatory factor 1-like
Exons: 7
Coding region: 249-1001 (250 amino acids)
Biological process (GO): regulation of transcription by RNA polymerase II; immune system process
Cellular component (GO): nucleus
Molecular function (GO): RNA polymerase II cis-regulatory region sequence-specific DNA binding; DNA-binding transcription factor activity, RNA polymerase II-specific
Source: RefSeq, a predicted model, not a curated record